AUGAGUGGGCUGGAGCUUAUCGCACUCGUGCCGAUCGGCAUUGCUGGGUGGAAGCUUUUCCAAAAACUAGGAGACCAGCAGAAUCUCAUAGCGCAGCACGAGCUCACCAUCAACAGGCAGAAGGAGAUGCUGGAUUCCAUUGUGAACGCGGAUAGGGCUAGUCUGUUGAAGAGUCCGUUCCACCUUGCGGUGGCUGCCGGGACGCUAGUUUUGGCGGGGACGGUGACCUACAAAAGCUGGACACUCACCAAGUCGCCCACAAUUCGGCCGCCGCCCAACUAUGAACCCACGCAGUCUACCUUCGAUGCGGAGCAGUGCGUCAUCUGCUUAGAAAACUGCAAAGACACCGUCUUUCUGCCCUGCCGACACCUGUGCACAUGCUGGAGCUGCGCGAGUCGCAUUGGGAAUAAUUCCUGCCCAACGUGUCGAGCCCCACUCAAGGCUAUGCAGUUUGUCUACCAGCAAUGA
Molecule: messenger RNA, 468 nt
Organism: Leishmania braziliensis MHOM/BR/75/M2904
Lineage: Eukaryota; Euglenozoa; Kinetoplastea; Trypanosomatida; Trypanosomatidae
Exons: 1
Coding region: 1-468 (155 amino acids)
Biological process (GO): ubiquitin-dependent protein catabolic process; protein ubiquitination
Molecular function (GO): ubiquitin protein ligase activity
Source: RefSeq, a predicted model, not a curated record